Messenger RNA from Jaculus jaculus (lesser Egyptian jerboa), 4364 nucleotides. RefSeq names its product syntaxin 1B (gene Stx1b). Gene Ontology annotation, biological process: intracellular protein transport; vesicle fusion; exocytic insertion of neurotransmitter receptor to postsynaptic membrane. Gene Ontology annotation, cellular component: endomembrane system; SNARE complex; plasma membrane. The record is from RefSeq and is a predicted model, not a curated record. Bases 190 to 1056 code for a protein of 288 amino acids. Gene Ontology annotation, molecular function: SNAP receptor activity; SNARE binding. The transcript has 10 exons. Lineage: Eukaryota; Metazoa; Chordata; Mammalia; Rodentia; Dipodidae.
CGGCCCAGGCCCCUGCCCCUGCCUGGCCUCAGUCCCCCUCCCCUGGCUGUGCCCACCGCCCGCAGGACCCCUCGGCUGCCCGGAGCCCCCCGCACCCCCAGACCCCGGCCUCCAGCACCGAGGUGGGAGGCAGAGAGCAGCAGCGGAGCAAGGGGGACUACAACGAGGAGGAGGAGGAGCCGUCGCAGGAUGAAGGAUCGGACUCAGGAGCUGCGGAGUGCAAAAGACAGUGAUGAUGAAGAGGAGGUGGUCCAUGUGGACCGAGACCACUUCAUGGAUGAGUUCUUUGAACAGGUGGAAGAGAUCCGAGGCUGCAUUGAGAAACUGUCAGAGGAUGUGGAGCAGGUGAAAAAGCAGCACAGCGCCAUCCUGGCCGCCCCCAACCCAGACGAGAAGACCAAGCAGGAGUUGGAGGACCUCACGGCAGACAUCAAAAAGACGGCAAACAAGGUCCGGUCCAAGUUGAAAGCCAUCGAGCAAAGCAUUGAGCAAGAAGAAGGGCUGAACCGUUCCUCCGCGGACCUGCGCAUCCGCAAGACCCAGCACUCCACACUCUCCCGGAAGUUCGUGGAGGUAAUGACCGAGUAUAACGCAACCCAGUCCAAGUACCGGGACCGCUGCAAGGACCGGAUCCAAAGGCAGCUGGAAAUCACUGGCAGGACCACGACCAACGAAGAACUGGAAGACAUGCUGGAGAGCGGGAAGCUGGCCAUCUUCACGGAUGAUAUCAAAAUGGACUCACAGAUGACAAAGCAGGCGCUAAACGAGAUUGAGACGAGGCACAAUGAGAUCAUCAAGCUGGAAACCAGCAUCCGUGAGCUGCAUGACAUGUUUGUGGACAUGGCCAUGCUUGUGGAAAGCCAGGGUGAGAUGAUCGACCGCAUUGAAUAUAAUGUGGAACAUUCCGUGGACUAUGUGGAGCGAGCUGUGUCCGACACCAAGAAAGCUGUGAAAUAUCAGAGCAAGGCUCGGAGGAAGAAAAUUAUGAUCAUCAUUUGCUGUGUGGUGCUGGGGGUAGUCUUGGCGUCAUCCAUUGGGGGGACGCUGGGCUUGUAGGCCCCAUGCCCUCACUCUCCCAGGUCCCUCCCCCCACAUUGGGAGCAAUACCCCCAACCACUCUUUCACUCCAUCCUCUGCUCCAAGCUCAUUCCCAAAACAAACCCAGGCAGCCCCCCCCCCCUCCCAUGGCAGAACUGGAGUCCUUUGGCCUUUGCCCUGCCACGGACCCUCCCUACACCCGCACGCAGAUAGCAGCAGGCGUGAUCACACAUGCACACCAACAUGCAUGCUGCCGGCACAUGCUCGAGACGUGUGGACACCCCAGCGUGUGUGUACUUGCGUAGAUAUGUAGAUGCUCUGCGUCACUCUUCCUGCCGCCACCUCCAUUCUGUGUUGUCUCAGCUUCCCCUUCCACCUGGGCUGCUGUGUAGACUGUGGCCGAGUGUAACACAGCAGCUCACCAUGCCCCAACCUGUCUUGUGUGUGAGUGUGAGCGUGUGGUGUGUGUGCGCACGUGUGUAUUUGUCUCAGAUCUGUGGCCAUACAAUUUGUGUACAUGGAACUCUGUGUGAGUGACUGACCUAAUGCAGCAGUAAUUCAUCCAUUGACACCUGUCUCUUACGAAUGGGACAGGAAGUGUGUACAGAGAUGUUCACAUCCUUGGAGGAUCCAGAGACUGUAGCUCACAUCCUGUGUGAUACCGAACAAACUCUCCUGACUCACCCCGGCGGCUGCAUCACGUGUGUGUUUGUGUGUGUGUGGCUGUGGAGUUCAAGUGGGGAGAGUGGAAGCAUGUGGGUAAAUGACCUGGCUCAAUCUGUGUAAAUGUGUAUUUUUCCCAGUAGAUUAUGUGACAGACAUAUGUGUGUGCAUGUAUGCGUGGGUGUAUGUGAAGUGUUGUUAGGUUUUUUUCUCCAACAGAGCCCUCCCCACUGUGGACUAGAUACCAGUUUUGGGUGGGCACAGAUCCUUGUGUUUCUAUGCUACGUGGAAUAUGGCAGUGCGUGUGUGUGUACCUGUGGAUCUCUCAGGCCUUUCUAUACUGUGUUUCUGUGUAUCAUACACAUUUAACUUUUGAGGGCAUGUGGCCCACUUAGGUUUGUUUAUUCAUGUUUAGUUGCCCCUCUCCUCCCCCCAGAGCAGCUGACCAGUGUCUGGUAGGAGCAGACAUACUGCUACAAGAACAGCGUGCGAGUGGAGCUUUCUGCCCUACCACGGCUCCAGCCCUGUGAACAUAUGCCCAGAUUCUUAUCUUGUUCUGUGUUUCUGCCCAAGAACAGAACCCAGCCUGUGACAGCUAGCACGCCUCAGUGUGCUCACGCAUGCCAAGGCUGAGGAGGUCUCAUUGAAGGUGGCCUUAGCUGGGCAUGCACAAGCACACUGGUAGCAUAGUGCCCACUCAGGCCAGCCUCCAUUUUCACCUCUCUCCCAUGAAGGACUGUUGGAGGGAUGAGACUGAUGAGGUGAUACAGUGUUUGUCCUUUCUGCUCCCUUGAUGCUCUGAACUCUUCCUCAGGAAACUGGGCUUGGGCAACUUGAUUUCAGGUAUAAAAGAGUGACCACUCAGGGUGGGCUAACCCUGGGGCCCAUCCCUUGGAUGCUUCUGCUGCUGAAACAGCCACUCCCAUCCUGUGGUGACACAGAGGGUAGGGCGCGGACAGGCCUGUUCUGUAGUGGUCAGAAAAGGAGUGGGAACGACUAAACCAUGUGGUCUGUGGAUCAUGUUUGGUGGCAGGUAGGAGGUACAUGGGACAAAAGACAAUGCUAUAGAGGUACCUCACCUGAUGGCCUAGGAACAUGUUGCAUGAAUGUGCCCUGCCCUGAGGUGGGGCAUACAUUUGAACUGGUACUGUGCGCAAACUCCUUGCCACGUGAAGUGUGUGUGUUCGUAUAUGUGAGAGAGACCCUGCAGGUGCAGUCCUUCAGAACAUGACACCAUCUCAGCCAGCUCCAAUGGCUGACCUCAUGUCUGCCUGGCUGUCUGUGUCCCGACCAUCGUGCUGUGUACCACUGUAGUCACACAUAUGUAACCCCACACCAGCUGUGCUGAGGAGAGACCCUCCCUAUCCAUUUCCAGAAUGCCCUUUUUCAGGACAGGGAAUCUGACUACAGCUGUCCUGCUCCUGUCCCAGACUUUGGAGCAAGCCCCCGCAGCCAGCCCCCUUCUUCUUACCUUCUGCCCAACCAGGACCUCUCCUUUCAGCCUGUGUUUCCAACAUCAUCACCAGCCUUGCUGUUCACAGGAGGACAGGACCAUGACUGGCUUGCUGCUCCUACCUCCAAGUGGCAUUGUGCCCAUAGUUGCCCACCCCUGGGUCUCGGUGGAUGAGGAGUCUCUGAGGGUCUGCUGCUGUGCGCCCUAGCUUUCUAAAAGUCCCACACAGCUUGUUGGCUGCUGUCUGUAUGUGUGUCCAAGAGAGUUGUCUGGGGGCUGGUGUCUUUUGCAUGUUCUCAGACAAGUGUGUGCUGCCUGACCUCCAUAUACCUACAGCCAUCAAGCCCAUGUGUGCCCUGUGGCGGUUCCAGGCCCAGCCAGGGCUUCCCCUUCCUCCUCCAAGCACACUGUCCAUCUCAUGUGCCUGUGGGUCAAUGUGCGCUCUUGCCAUACCUUGAGCGUGUAUACAUGAUGUAUUCUAUGCAUUCACCCUGUCCCCCCAAGCCCCCCCACAGAGGACAAGAUGGACGGCCCUUGAUCCCCUUCUCCCCAACCUGCCCCUUUCCCCGCUGUGCAGCCGUGUGCGUUGGCGUGUGUUUCUGUGUCGCUGGCGUGUCACGUGAUGUAGCUGUGUUUGCUGACAUGAGCCCCUGCCCCCUCCUCUGUUCCUGGUUUCUAGAAGCUCUUUCCCUCCCCUCCCCAGAGGGGAUAGGACUCCUGGGACCUGGCUGGGGGCCCAGAGCCUAGCCACCCUCCUGUUAGCCCUCAGAGUCUCAUUUCUCUCUAUUGGUGACCAAGUUGCAAAUGGAUAAAAUACAGGAAAUUCUGCCCCCACCCCAGCCCUGCAUGUCCUGUCCCCAGAGUCCCCCCAACCCCACCCUGGGCCAGGUUGGGCCCUGUGGGAUGGGAGAAAUAGCAACCAAUCCAACAGCGGGCCUGCUGUGUGCUCACUUCCUUCUGUCCCCACAUGGGGCUCGCCGACUUGGUGAGGGGAGACACAUAGGGAGGGAGCUGGACCAGUGGUGAACACAGGCUUGGAAAAGGAGUUUAAUCCAGGCUUGGCCAAGUACAAUAUUACUGGCAUUCUCUGGCUGAGAGCCAACAAUAAUGCAGGAGCUGAACUUGGGAGAGGGGGCAAGACAUGGAAAGGCACAAACUGAUUUCCUCAGCUUUCUUUAAGGCAAAUUAAAAGAUAAAUAUCUAAAGGUGA